Messenger RNA from Drosophila busckii, 1842 nucleotides. RefSeq names its product ubiquitin-conjugating enzyme E2-24 kDa (gene Ubc2). Gene Ontology annotation, biological process: protein polyubiquitination. The record is from RefSeq and is a predicted model, not a curated record. The transcript is spliced from 4 exons. Gene Ontology annotation, cellular component: nucleus. Gene Ontology annotation, molecular function: ubiquitin conjugating enzyme activity. The coding region runs from base 297 to 998 and encodes 233 amino acids. NCBI's taxonomy places the organism in Eukaryota, Metazoa, Arthropoda, Insecta, Diptera, Drosophilidae.
AACAACAAUUUUUGCACGCGUUUAAAUUUAUUAAAGAGCACGCCAACAACAAAAGACAAGUGUAAUAAUUAAAGUUAAAAGUGCAAGGCGUGUAACCAACGCACGCUUAACAAAAUACAGCGUCGAGCACGCCAAUUGCUUCCGAAAGAGUGCGAUUUAGUUGGAAAGAGAGAGACGCGACAGGAAGGCGGGUGCUAAAUAAUUUUUUGCAGUGUUUUCGCAACGUUAAAGUAAUCAAAUUUGAUUUGAUAAAGCUCUAGUACAUAACUAAAAAAAAAAAGACUGUAAGCAGCGUCAUGUCCUCGACUCCGGCGUCUGGUGCCGGCAGCAGCACCACCAGCUCCAGCGUUGCCGCCAAUGUGCCCACAUCCAGUUCCAGCUCUAGCAGCACUGCCAACAAUCAGGCCACGGCCGCCAGCACGCCUGUCCGUGGUCGUGGCGGCGCCAACACGAAUGGCGGCGGCGCCAGCGGCAGCAAUGCAAACUCUACGCCAACAACGGUUGAGGAGCCACGCAAGGACAAGCCCACACCAAGGAUAUCCAAAGCGCUUGGCACUUCGGCUAAACGCAUACAAAAGGAACUGGCAGAAAUCACAUUGGACCCGCCGCCCAACUGCAGUGCUGGCCCCAAAGGGGAUAAUCUGUAUGAAUGGGUGUCGACCAUACUGGGACCACCUGGUUCGGUGUACGAAGGUGGCGUCUUUUUUCUCGACAUACACUUCUCGCCCGAGUAUCCAUUCAAGCCGCCCAAGGUGACGUUUCGCACAAGAAUCUAUCACUGUAAUAUCAAUAGCCAGGGCGUCAUCUGUCUGGAUAUAUUGAAGGACAAUUGGUCGCCGGCGCUGACCAUAUCAAAAGUGUUGCUCUCGAUUUGCUCCCUGCUCACAGAUUGUAAUCCUGCUGAUCCAUUGGUCGGCAGCAUUGCCACGCAAUAUUUGCAAAAUCGUGAGGAGCACGAUCGGAUUGCGCGUCUCUGGACAAAGCGAUACGCAACAUGAUGCGCAAGUCUUUAUGUACCACAAGCUAAAACAGGAAACGAAAGAACGCAAAUUAUAAAUAUAAUUAUUAAAGUACGCCUAACUAUUAAAUUAAACAGCAAACAAAAACAACAACAACAACAGCAACAACAAAAAGAUUAAACAAAGCAAGCAGCCGCAGCCGAAAAUAGUUAAAGAACCAUACCAUAUACUUUAUACAUAAUAUAUAGAAAUAUAAAUACUUUACUCUGUAUUUGUAACUGUAAUUCUUAACUGUAACUGUAACUGUCAUAGUGCUAGACUCACGCAUACACAAACAUAUACACAAUUGUCCAUUUGUUCAAUUAAUACACAGACUGUAAAACGUAACGAACUUUUCGUCUUCUCAAAUUUAAUUUAAUAUCAAAAACAUGCCCUAACAAAUUGAACUGUAAAUGAAUCUGAAUUAUUAUAAGUUAUAAUUAAUUGAUUUGACCAAUUUCAAUUGCACUUUUAUAAUUCGAAAUUAAUUGAAACUAAUGCUUAAUGCCCGAUUUGCUUACAGUUCGGUUCGGUCUACGGAUUGCAUUCAUCAAACUAACCAAUUACAUAAGAAAUAUAAAUAUAUAUUUAAAAAUGCAAAGAGAUGAGAAACUUAAAGAUAAAUACAAUUAGUUUACAUUAUCUGUACAGUGUUAAGUCAAAAUGGAGCUAAACAAUUAACAACAAAGCAAAACGAAAGCCUAUUUUAGUAAAUAUACUAAUUAACACAAGAGGAGCAACAAAUGUCAGGGCCAACAGAGUUCAUAAUUUCAAGUUCAAUUAAAAACAAUUUAUAUAUAAUAAUUUUUUUGGCAAAAAAGACUUGUAGAAAACGUUUUACGAA